Messenger RNA from Manis pentadactyla (Chinese pangolin), 5669 nucleotides. RefSeq names its product neuropilin 1 (gene NRP1). The transcript has 17 exons. Lineage: Eukaryota; Metazoa; Chordata; Mammalia; Pholidota; Manidae. The record is from RefSeq and is a predicted model, not a curated record. Gene Ontology annotation, molecular function: vascular endothelial growth factor receptor activity; semaphorin receptor activity. Gene Ontology annotation, cellular component: membrane. Gene Ontology annotation, biological process: vascular endothelial growth factor signaling pathway; angiogenesis; axon guidance. Bases 135 to 3116 code for a protein of 993 amino acids.
AAUUGGCUUUGGUGUGUGUUUCCCUGCCCCCUCCUCCCCCGCCCUGCCCCCCUCCCCCUUUUUGAGACAUGGCCCGGGCAGUGGCUCCUGGAAGAGGAACAAGUGUGGGAAAAGAGAGAGGAAACCGGAGCUAAAUGACAGGAUGCAGGCGACUUGAGACACAAAAAGAGAAGCGUUUCUCUGGGAUCCAGGCAGUGCCUCGCUGCUUUCCUUUCUCCAAGGAGGACUCCGAGGAUUUUACAGCUCCAGGCGUCGUGGAAGCGCUGCGGAUUGUUGAGAUCCCCCGCUUGGCUCUCGUUUCUCGCGCGUCUGCCUGGGGAUCCCGCGAAGGGAGCAUGGAGAGGGGGCUGCCGCUGCUCUGCGCCGCCCUCGCCCUCGCCCUCUUCCUCGCCCCGGCCAGCGCUUUUCGCAACGAUAAAUGUGGUGAUACUAUAAAAAUUGAAAGCCCCGGGUACCUUACAUCUCCUGGCUAUCCUCAUUCUUACCACCCGAGUGAAAAAUGUGAAUGGCUGAUUCAGGCUCCUGACCCAUACCAGAGAAUUAUGAUCAACUUCAACCCCCACUUCGAUUUGGAGGACAGAGACUGCAAGUAUGACUUUGUGGAAAUCAUCGAUGGAGAAAAUGAAAAUGGGCGCUUAUGGGGAAAGUUUUGUGGAAAGAUCGCUCCUUCUCCUAUAGUGUCUUCAGGGCCAUUUCUUUUUAUCAAAUUUGUCUCUGACUAUGAGACACAUGGUGCAGGAUUUUCCAUACGUUAUGAAAUUUUCAAGAGAGGUCCUGAAUGUUCCCAGAACUACACAACACCCAGUGGAGUGAUAAAGUCCCCUGGAUUCCCUGAAAAAUAUCCCAACAGCCUUGAAUGCACUUAUAUUAUCUUUGCACCAAAGAUGUCAGAGAUUAUCCUGGAAUUUGAAAGCUUUGACCUGGAGCUUGACUCAAAUCCUCCAGGGGGGAUGUUUUGUCGCUAUGACCGGCUAGAAAUCUGGGAUGGAUUCCCCGAUGUUGGCCCUCACAUUGGGCGUUACUGUGGCCAGAAAACACCAGGUCGAAUCCAUUCCUCAUCAGGCAUUCUGUCCAUGGUUUUUUAUACUGACAGUGCCAUAGCAAAAGAAGGUUUCUCAGCAAACUACAGUGUCUUGCAGAGCAGUGUUUCAGAAGAUUUCAAAUGUAUGGAAGCUCUGGGCAUGGAAUCAGGAGAGAUUCAUUCUGACCAAAUCACAGCUUCCUCCCAGUAUAGUACCAACUGGUCAGCAGAACGCUCCCGCCUAAACUAUCCUGAGAACGGGUGGACACCUGGAGAAGAUUCCUACAAAGAGUGGAUACAGGUAGACCUGGGCCUUCUGCGCUUUGUCACUGCGGUUGGGACACAGGGGGCCAUUUCAAAGGAAACCAAGAAGAAAUACUUCGUCAAGACUUACAGGGUGGACAUUAGCUCCAAUGGGGAAGAUUGGAUCACCAUAAAGGAAGGAAAUAAACCUGUUAUCUUUCAGGGAAAUACCAACCCCACAGAUGUCGUGUUUGGAGUUUUCCCCAAACCCCUGAUAACUCGAUUUGUCCGAAUCAAACCUGUGACUUGGGAAACUGGCAUAUCUAUGAGAUUUGAAGUGUAUGGCUGCAAGAUAACAGAUUAUCCUUGCUCUGGAAUGUUGGGUAUGGUGUCUGGACUUGUUUCUGACUCCCAGAUUACAGCAUCCAACCAAGGAGACAGAAACUGGAUGCCUGAAAACAUCCGUCUUGUCACCAGCCGCUCAGGCUGGGCCCUGCCACCUGCACCUCAUCCGUACAUAAAUGAGUGGCUCCAAGUGGACCUGGGGGAGGAGAAGAUCGUGAGGGGCAUCAUCAUCCAGGGGGGGAAGCACCGGGAGAACAAGGUGUUCAUGAGGAAAUUCAAGAUUGGGUACAGCAGCAACGGCUCAGACUGGAAGAUGAUCAUGGAUGACAGCAAGCGCAAGGCCAAGUCUUUUGAAGGUAACAACAACUAUGAUACACCCGAACUUCGAACUUUUCCACCUCUUUCCACACGAUUCUUCAGGAUCUACCCUGAGAGGGCCACUCAUGGCGGACUGGGGCUGAGAAUGGAGCUUCUGGGCUGCGAAGUGGAAGCACCUACAGCUGGACCGACCACUCCCAAUGGGGACCUAGUGGAUGAGUGUGAUGACGACCAGGCCAGCUGCCACAGCGGGACAGGUGACGGCUUCCAGCUCACAGGUGGUACCAUGGUGCUGACCACAGAAAAGCCAACCAUGAUAGACAGCACAAUACAAUCAGAGUUUCCAACCUACGGUUUUAACUGUGAAUUUGGCUGGGGUUCUCACAAGACGUUCUGUCACUGGGAGCAUGACAGUCACGUGCCCCUGAGGUGGAGCGUGCUGACCAGCAAAACAGGGCCCAUUCAGGAUCACACAGCAGGAGAUGGCAACUUCAUCUAUUCCCAAGCUGAUGGAAACCAGAAAGGCAAAGUGGCUCGUCUGGUGAGCCCUGUGGUUUAUUCCCAGAAUUCCGCCCACUGCAUGACCUUCUGGUAUCACAUGUCUGGUUCACACGUGGGCACGCUGAGGGUAAAACUGCACUACCAGAAGCCAGAGGAGUAUGACCAGUUGGUCUGGAUGGCCAUUGGGCACCAAGGAGACCACUGGAAAGAAGGGCGUGUCCUGCUCCACAAGUCUCUGAAACUUUAUCAGGUGAUUUUUGAAGGUGAAAUCGGCAAAGGAAACCUUGGCGGGAUUGCGGUGGAUGACAUUAGUAUUAAUAACCACAUUUCCCAAGAGGACUGUGCAAAACCGGCAGACCUGGAUAAAAAGAACCCAGAAAAUAAAAUUGAUGAAACAGGGAGCACCCCGAGCUACAAAGGCACCAGAGAAGGUGAUGAGAACAUCUCCAGGAAACCGGGCAGUGUGCUGAAGACCCUGGACCCCAUCCUCAUCACCAUCAUUGCCAUGAGCGCCCUGGGUGUCCUCCUGGGUGCCGUCUGUGGGGUAGUGCUGUACUGUGCCUGCUGGCACAACGGGAUGUCGGAGAGAAACUUGUCUGCCCUGGAGAACUAUAACUUUGAACUUGUGGAUGGUGUGAAGUUGAAAAAAGACAAACUGAAUACACAGAGUACUUACUCGGAGGCAUGAGGACAGUUGGAGAUGAAAAGACCAGCCAGAGAAUUGAAGUGGAAAGGAAGUGAGUUGAGCGUGCUGGGAACUGUCCAUCUUCUUUCACUGUACAGGCUGGGAAGUGCGUUGAUGACGCUGAGCCAGGCUUUUCUCAGGAGCUUCAAUGAGUAUUGCCGACAGACAAUACAAGUCAACUGUGCGAACAGCCAGAACCAUGUACAGUCAGCUUUCUUCUGUUGGUUUCAUUUGAAUAAUCAAGUCUGGUGUUGCGACCAAGUAUGAUUGACUUAAUGAUUCAUUUCAACACCCCCCCUCCCUGUGCCCCACCCCUUCCUCUUAUGGAUUCUUCUCAGAAACUGUGCAAAAUCCAAGAUGCUGGCACCAGGUGUAUUCAGUGGGGCCCUUUUGAUGGACAUGCUACCUGUAGCCCAGUGCCCAGAAUAUAUUAGAACAACUGCAUUUCAGCAGACUCUCAAAGCUGUACUUGUGUAUUAUUGCCCACAUUGUGCAUAGGCAAAGAAGGAUUAGGAUGUUUUAUUUUAAAGUCCUGUAGCCUCAGUACCAGUAUAGUGUGUCAGCUCUGUUUAUGAAGCAAUACCGUCAAAUUUUCUUGAUGUUUUCCAGUGUUGUACUAAACCUCGUGCUUGUGAACUCCGUACAGAAAACAGUGCCAUCACCAAACACUGCUGGCGACUGGGUGCACUGCUGACAACAGCGAUGAAAAAUCCUUGGCACUGGCUAGUCUGCGUCCUCUUAAGUGCCUUUUUGUUCGUACUGGUUCUCAUUGUGUCACAUUAAUGACCUGCUCUCUUUCUCGCUGGUGAAAGCCCUACUCUUAAUCAAACCCUGGUGGCCCACUGACUAAGAAGAAAGUAUAUUUUAGUGUGAGACGUCAGCCCCGGGAAGGCAAGGGCUCCGCAGACUUGGUAACGUGGCUUAAUUGUUCUGCUUUUUCCGUAGUUCAGUUUCAUGUCUCUUGACCCUUUUGUAUAAAGCUGCAAUAUUCCCUCUUAUGGUUCUUUCAUAUGGAAUGUAUUUUCAAAAUGUAAACUCGUUCUCUCCUAGCUCUCUGUCUUUUUACUCUCUUAGAAUUUAAGCAUUUGCCAUUGUCCAGAAAAGAAACUUGCAGCUUUAACCUGCUGGGAAUGGCAAACAAUUUUACUAGACUUUAUGUUUAAAAAUAAAUAAAUAAGGGGGAUUCCUAACUUUGACCUCCAAAGUCUAACUUUGGUUUUUCUUGUUAACUGGUUAAAGUGACAGUAUCUUUUUUCCUUAAGCCAUUUGUCUAUCUAUUCCAAUCAAAAUGAUCUUUAAUGGAAAUGUUUGCAUUUAAUAGAAGCAGUGAUAAGUUGAGGGAAGAAAUAAUACUAUUUGGCUUUCAAGUGAGACCCAAAGGAAGGACUGAACACAAUUCUCCAAAUAUCCAAAAACAUGAGAUUUUUUUACAUCCAAAUAUGCAAAAAUGACCAAUGAGAACCUUGUUUUGGUAUUGAGUCAGACAAAGGAAGUGGAAGAAAGAACAGCUAAUUUAAGAAAGUGACUAUAAAUCCUGGAGCUGGGGGGUAAAGUAUUUUAAGAUAAGAGCGGGGGGAAAAGGAGUUAAAUAAAAAUAAAUGUUUUAAGAAAUUCAUUCAGCAGCAACCCUGAAAAAACAGACUUGAAUGAAUGCUUUUAGGAACUUCCAGUGACUCACAAAGAAAAAGCCUACCUUGGCAGGUAAGACCUGCGUCUCUAACCGCACAGAGCAGUGAACGUCUUGUCAAGCAGCAUGUGGAUCAGCCACAGAAGUUUCGGUUGUUUUCAGCGUAUUUGUGUCAUGCCACGUUGUCCGAGAAUUUCCCCCCUGCCCACAGUGCUGUAGGUCUCACUCAGACACAUCAUGGACUAGACCAUCCACUCGUCUGGGCUUAAUCAGGUUGAGAAUGCCUUUUGUUUCCAGGAAAAUAUUGGUCCCUGUGAAAGGAGGAUAGAUUUUUAUCCCCACAGGCCAUUCAUUCAGUUGUUAAAAUCAUACCAGCAUGAAAGCACUAAGACUUGAUUUGUUUUUUUUUUAUUUUAAGGCAACAGACUCAAAGUUGCCCAUAGCCAAGGAAAAAUGAUACUGCAACUUUAAAUUUUAAAGUAUCUUGCACUGAUAAAUAUAUUUAAAAAUUAUAUGUUUAUAAAGUUAUUAAUUUGUAAAGGCAGUGUUACAGAAUGUUCAGUUUAUAUUGUUUUAGAUUGUUCGGUAAUUUUAAAGGUGUAAAAUAACAUAUUUUUUCCUUUAUUGAAAUCUAUAAAACUUUCUGUAGUAAAAUGUUUUCAUUUUACUGGUAUAUUAUUGCUUCAUGUUUUGUACCAUCAUAAAAUUUUGUGCAAAUUUUUUUUACAGAAAUUUUUAUUUUCUAUGACAAUAUGACACUUGUAAAUUGUUGUUUCAAAAUGAACAGCGAAGCCUUAACUUUAAAUGACAUUUGUAUUCUCAGACGCUGAGCAGCAUAAAAACCACAUAGAACUGAACUGUAACUCCAAUUCCAAACUAUGACUACUACAUUCCAAAGAAACAGUUGAAUUAAACAUUUUCAUAAAAUA